Molecule: messenger RNA, 6438 nt
Organism: Scaptodrosophila lebanonensis
Lineage: Eukaryota; Metazoa; Arthropoda; Insecta; Diptera; Drosophilidae
Product: putative neural-cadherin 2
Exons: 13
Coding region: 1-5349 (1782 amino acids)
Biological process (GO): homophilic cell-cell adhesion
Cellular component (GO): plasma membrane; catenin complex
Molecular function (GO): cadherin binding; calcium ion binding
Source: RefSeq, a predicted model, not a curated record
AUGGUCGAUCCAUUAAAGAUCUUUUGGGUUUUGACAAAUAGCACCUAUUUGGUUACAAAAUUUGUACGCAUUGGUAUCGCCGACAAAAACGACUCACCACCAUAUUUCGAUAGAUUUCUGUACGAGACUGAAAUCGAUGAAAAUGCCGAUUUGCAGACUACAGUGCUCACUGUCAACGCCAAGGAUCACAAUGAGUCGACGAAUAUUCGAUACCAGAUCACAGGCGGUAACAUAGGCAAUGCUUUCGCCGUACAGAAUACGACCGGUGUCAUAUACGUAGCCAAUCCGCUAGACUACGAAACAAGACCAAGGUACGAACUGCGCUUGGAAGCCACACGCAAUCGCAAGAACAAUUACACCACCGUUGUCAUCAACGUACGCGAUGUAAACGAUAAUCCACCGGUUUUCGAUCGUCAAACAUAUCGCACACAAAUCACUGAAGAAGACGAUCGAAAUUUACCAAAACGCAUUUUGCAGGUUACUGCCACCGAUGGCGAUGUAGAUAGACCAAUAAAUAUUGUAUAUUUCCUCACUGGUCAGGGUAUUGACCCCGAUAAUCCAGCAAAUAGUAAAUUUGAUAUAAAUCGCACGACGGGCGAUAUAUUUGUGCUCAAGCCCCUCGACCGAGAUCAGCCGAAUGGUCGGCCACAAUGGCGAUUCACCGUGUUCGCCCAGGACGAGGGCGGAGAGGGACUUGUGGGCUAUGCGGACAUACAAGUUAAUCUCAAAGACAUCAACGACAAUGCGCCGCAGUUUCCGCAGGGCGUCUACUUCGGCAAUGUGACUGAGAACGGCACCACCGGCCUGCCUGUGAUGACAAUGUCUGCCAUUGACUACGACGAUCCCAACGAAAGUACCAAUGCGAAACUAAUCUACUCGAUUGAGAAGAACGUCAUCGAGGAGGAGACGGGCGCGCCCAUAUUUGAAAUAGAGCCAGAGACGGGCGUCAUCAAGACGGCUGUAUGCUGUCUGGACCGUGAACGCACGCCCGACUACUCCAUACAGGUGGUGGCCAUGGAUGGUGGCGGUCUGAAGGGCACCGGCACAGCCUCGAUACGCGUCAAGGACCUCAACGACAUGCCUCCGCAGUUUACGAAGGAUGAGUGGCUCACCGAAGUGGACGAAACGAACGGCACCUACAUACCCGAGACUCCCAUUCUGACAGUGACAGUUCAGGACGAGGACGAAACCAACUCCUUCCAAUACAAAGUGGUACCAAACAGCGGUUUCGGAGCCGACAAGUUCGCCAUGGUGCGCAAUGCAGACGGCACUGGCUCCCUGAAAAUCAUCCAGCCCCUAGACUAUGAGGAUGCCUUGCAGAGCAGUGGCUUCCGCUUUCGCAUACAGGUCAAUGACAAAGGAGAGGAUGGCGCCACAAGCGACAAAUACCACGUGGCUUACUCCUGGGUAGUGGUUAAGCUGCGCGAUAUCAACGAUAACUCGCCGCGCUUCGAUCGCGAGCACAUCGAGGUGUCCAUCUACGAGGACACCAAGGUAGGCACCAUACUCGAGCAGUUUCGCGCCACGGACGCUGACCAGGGUGGUCACUCGCGUGUCACGUACAAGCUCGUGCGCUCCACCAACCGAAAGCGUCAGUUCGCAAUCAGUGAUCGUGGUGCGGUUAGCAUUCAACGACCGCUCGACCGCGAAACGGCGGAUCGACAUCACGUGCAAGUAUUGGCCGUUGAUGAUGGGAAUCCACCGCGCACUGCCACAGCCACUCUAACGGUGGUCGUGAAGGAUGUGAAUGACAAUGCACCGACACUGGCGCAGGACUAUAGACCGACGCUGCCCGAGAAUGUGUCGGCGCGCAAGAUCGUGGAGGUGGCGGCCCAGGAUGCGGAUGAUCGGCAGCGCGGAAAUGGCGGACCCUUCAGCUUUCGACUCGAUCCAUUGGCCAGCGAUGAAAUACGUGCCGGUUUCAAAAUAGAAUACGAUCGACGAGGUGACAACGGCAACGGGGCGGCCAUCAUAUCAUCGCUACGCCCCUUCGACCGCGAGACGAAAAAGUCCUACGAGAUCCCCAUCGAGAUAAAGGACAACGGUGCACCAGCCAUGACGGGCACAAGCACCCUGACGGUGACCAUAGGCGAUGUGAACGACAACAAGAUGCAGCCGGGUAGCAAGUCUGUGCUGGUGUACAACUACCAGGGUCAGUCGCAGGACACGUCCAUUGGUCGUGUUUAUGUUAACGACCCAGACGACUGGGAUGUGCCGGACAAGAAGUACUACUGGGAGGCACAGGAGCAUCAGCGCUUCAGGCUGGACACGGACACGGGCAUUCUGACAAUGCGGGCGGGCACCCGACGCGGUCGCUAUCAGUUGCGCUUCAAGGUUUACGACAGAGAGCAAGGUCAGGUCGAUGUGCCGGCCAAUCUUAGCGUCACGGUGCGCGACAUUACAGCCGAGGCAGUACAGCAGGCGGGUUCCAUGCGGCUUGCACAUAUAAGCGAUGAGGAUUUCGUACGCACCUGGGACUACUCCAGCCAGCUAGUGCGUCCAUCUAAGUUGGAACGUUUUCGCAACAAGCUGGCCGAGCUGCUGUACACGGACCGGGAUAAUGUCGACAUCUUCAGUGUCCAGCUUCGCGCACAGUCACCACAGCUGCUCACGGAUGUGCAUUUUGCUGCCCGGUCUGCCCCACAACAGCCAUAUUUCAAGGCCGUUCGCCUCAACGGGGUGGUGCAAAUGCAUCGCGAAGAGAUUGAACGAGAAGUCGGCCUCAAUAUCACCAUGGUUAAUAUCAACGAGUGUCUCCAAGAAGGUCGUGGUCGCUGUGGAUCCGGUUCGUGCACCUCAAGGGUUGAGCUCGGCAAGCAACCAUAUACGGUGAGCGUCAAUCGCACGGCUCUUGUUGGAGUGCGAUUGGAAAUCAGCGCCCAGUGUGUUUGUCGAGCCCGCAACUUCACGUCCGAACACAGUUGCCGCACCCAUCACUGCUAUAAUGGGGGACGCUGCGUGGAAACCCGUAAUGGACCACGCUGUGUGGCCUGUCCCGUGGGUUAUGGUGGUCCACGAUGCCAGCAAUCAACGCGCAGUUUUCGAGGCAACGGCUGGGCAUGGUAUCCGCCGCUCCAGUUGUGUGCUGAGUCUCACCUGAGCCUUGAGUUUAUAACACGCGAACCCGAUGGCCUGAUACUCUACAACGGACCCAUUGUGCCACCCAAGGUAGACGAGCCUGUAAUAAGUGACUUCAUAGCCAUUGAACUGGAGCAGGGCUAUCCACGCCUGCUCAUUGAUUUCGGCUCCGGUACGCUGGAGUUGCGAGUGAAGACCCGCCAAACACUAAAUGACGGCGUCUGGCAUCGUCUGGACAUAUUUUGGGACGCAGAGAAUGUGCGCAUGGUGGUUGACUUUUGUCGCACAGCGCUCGUCACGGAACUAGAAGAUGGCAGUUCACCGGAAUUCGAUGACAAUGCGUGCCAGGCGCGUGGCCAAAUACCACCCUUUGCGGAAGCAUUGAAUCUAAACCAGCCGCUGCAGCUUGGCGGCUUGUACAGGCAGCAUUUUGAUCAAACUCUCUAUAACUGGCAGUACGCGUUCAGCUCCAAGGGUUUCGAUGGUUGCAUUCGCAAUGUGGUCCACAACUCGGAACACUACGAUCUAGCUUUUCCGGCGCUGGCGCGAAACAGCUUCCCCGCUUGUCCACAGACCGAUGAGGUUUGUCUGAAAACGGAGCACACGACCCGUUGCUGGGAACAUGGGAACUGUGUGGCAAGUCUUGUGCAGGCCAAGUGCCACUGCCAGCCCGGCUGGAUGGGUCCCGGCUGCAAUGUUCCCACCGUACCGACGACCUUCAAGCCGCAAAGUUACGUCAAGUUUGCGCUGAGCUUCGAGCCGGAUCGCUUCAGCACGCAAUUACAGUUGCGUUUCCGUACGCGUGAGCAGCAGGGAGAAUUGUUCCGAGUGAGUGACCAGCACCAGCGUGAAUACGCUAUCCUGGAGCUACGACGUGGUCAACUACAGUUUCGCUAUAAUCUCAACUCGCUGCGGAACGAGGAACAGCGACUGGUGCUCAGUGCCAUCAACGUCAAUGACGGACAAUGGCAUGUGGUGCGAGUGAGUCGCUAUGGAUCGGCAGCCCUCGUUGAGCUAGAUGGCGGUGAGGGGAGACGCUACAAUGAGUCCUUCGGUUACGUGGGCCAUCAGUGGCUCUCAAUAGACAAGCAGGAGGGCGUCUAUGCGGGCGGCAAGGCUGAAUAUACGGGCGUUAAAACGUUUGAGGUGCAGUCGGACUUUCAAAGAAGCUGCCUCGACGACAUCAGACUCGAUGGCAAACAUCUGCCGUUACCGCCAGCCAUGAAUGGCACGCAGUGGGGUCAGGCGACUAUGGCGCGCAACCUGGAACGCAACUGCCCCUCGAAUCGGCCCUGCUCGAACGUUAUUUGCCCAGAUCCGUUCGAUUGUGUCGAUUUGUGGAACGAAUACGAGUGCACUUGCAGCGAGGGACGCAUUAUGUCGGCGGAUACAAAAGGCUGUGUCGAUCGGAACGAGUGCUUGGACAUGCCCUGCCUCAAUGGCGCCACUUGCAUCAACUUGGAGCCGCGGCUGCGUUAUCGUUGCAUCUGCCCAGAAGGAUAUUGGGGCGAGAACUGCGAGCUGGUACAGGAGGGCCAGCGCCUCAAGCUCAGCAUGGGCGCGUUAAGUGCCAUAUUUGUCUGCCUGAUUAUCAUACUGAUUCUUGCAUUGAUUUUUGUGCUUUACAACCGCAAACGCAAGACAACCAAGAAGAAGAAGCGGGCCGGUCCCGAGAAGGAUGUGCGCGAGACUGUCAUUAGCUACGAGGACGAGGGCGGUGGCGAGGACGACAUGACGGCUUUCGACAUAACGCCCCUGCAAAUUCCGAUAAGCGCGCAGGGUGGCUCAAUGCCGCCUGACAUUGCCGCUUGUAAGAUGCCAAUAAUAUAUCCUGUGAUGACUUUGCUGCCGCCCGGCCAGGAGCUGAACGUCGCCUAUCUAAUGGAGGAGCGCAAGCAACGCAUCGACAAGGAUCCGAAUGCACCGCCCUUCGAUGACCUGCGCAACUUUACGUUCGAGGGGAGUGGCAGCAUAGCUGAAUCGCUCAGUUCGUUGGCUUCAGGCACCGAUGAUGAGAAUCAAGACUUUAACUAUUUACAAAAUUGGGGUCCACGUUUCAAUGCGCUUGCCGCGAUGUACGUGCACGAUAAGGCGAAAUCCAAACAGGCAAUGGCUGCCACAUCCUCGCCGACGACGGCAACGGCGACGGCAACGGCGACUACCGACAAUGGUGUGGCCAUUGUGGCAACAGGCAGUGGCGCCGGUCCCGGAGGUGGUAGUAGUGGUGGACGUGGAGGCAUCACAUCGGAAGCCGAGAAUGGUGUAUUAUAAAAUAAUAGUUAAGCUGUAGUUAAAAUGUUUACCAGAAGCCAAGAAGUUGCUUCGGGAUUGUAUUAAGCCAAGUAUUGUACUCGAGAAUGUAUCUAAGUGUGUAGAUGUGUGCGGCCAAGAAGAUUUUAAACUUUCCCACACCGGCCUACAAGCUUCAAGUGUCAGUGUGUCCUUCAAACUUUUCGAGCAAUAUUCGAAUGCAAGUUUUAAACUCGACAUAGAAGUUAACUUUCUACAUUUCUACAUUUCUUUGGCUAUCCUUUAGUGCUGCAACUUUUCAACUGAACCAAGUAAAGAAUCAAAUAAUACACUAAACAAAAUUAGAAAUACAAAAACAUAUUUGUUAAGCCUCCUCAUACUACAAGCAGUUUAUAAAACUUGCCACUUAGUUAAACACCCUGUAUAAAUACACAUACUAUAGUAUAUUAUGGUAUUCACCAGAAGUUUUGAGUUCACCGACAGAGCUGGCGAUAAAGAUAAACCGUUUACAAAAUCAAAUAUACUUGUAAAAUACGAGCAUAUAAAUCGCCACCCCCUUGUCGCCGUCAGGUCCAGGCACGUAUUCGAAAGUUCAGCUGCCUCUGGAGAUUGACACGUGGCGGCUGACGGUGGGGGGAAAGGAGCGUGAAAUUAUGGUGAAAUUUAAUACUAACUGAAAAAUUACUGUGUAAUAUAAUUUUGUAAAUAUUAAAUUCGGUGGUAUAUGUAUUUAGUGUUAAUUGAAAGCAACAUUAACGAGCGCAGCACAACCAACAGAUGGCAAAACAGAAGAACAACAACAUUUAAAUACCUACUAGACUAAUGAACUGCAAUUAAAACUAAAUUUAAUUACAAAUUACCGACGAGAAACGUGAGCAAGAGCGCGCUAUAAAAACAAUUUCAUAUUUCUGCAUUUACUAGCAAAUUGACGUGGCAAAUUAAAAAUGAAAAUAAUGAUUAAAAUAACAACUACGAGUAUGGAUGUAUUAAAUAGCGACAAAAACCAAAAGCGAAACGUUAAUUAAUUUACAUUAGUUAAAGGACAAUUUGUUAGUAGCUAGUACAUAAGCAUAAUUUUUUAAAAAUCAAUAAACCCGAUAAUAAAACUAA